Molecule: messenger RNA, 801 nt
Organism: Gasterosteus aculeatus aculeatus (three-spined stickleback)
Lineage: Eukaryota; Metazoa; Chordata; Actinopteri; Perciformes; Gasterosteidae
Source: RefSeq, a predicted model, not a curated record
GAUAUCGUAUCCGGAAGCAAUGUGUUCGUGGCGUGAUUCCAAAGCGUUGGUGUCACGCGCUGCAGGGAGUGAAGGCGCGUCGCCGCGGCCCAACCUGUUGAGCAGGUGGCGCAGGUGGAGCAGGAUGAAGUUGGUGGUCGUCUUGUGCAGCCUCAGUGUGGCUGCAAUGUGUUUCAUGGUCUACCAAGCCGUGCGCCAGGAGCUCAAAAUUUAUCAUUUGAAAUCCCGCAUGCUGAUGAACGUGGUUGAGGUCAGGAAGAAAGAGGAGUCCAUUAUCGAAUUGCAAACCAAAAUCAAGGACAUGAAGGCGACGGUGUUGUCUGUCAACACGAAUAUCGAUGAGCUGAAGAAAAAGAAGGAAGAAAGCAACAAAUUAAAAGUGGACUCCGCUGACGGGCUGCAGAAAUGUAACAAGGAAAUGGAAGAUUAUCAGAAGAGGAAGGCGGAAAAGGAAGUGGCCAUCGUUAAACUCAAAGCGGAUCACGAGGCGGCUAAACAGAAAGCCGAAGCGGACGUUCAGGCCUUGAAAAAGCAGAUUUUGGAAAGAGACACAGCCAUUUGUGGGUUUGCAGACACAACCAAGGACGAAGUCAGGAAGCUGUGUGGAAUCGAAGGCGCUGAAAAAUAAAGUUGACUGAACGUUGAAUUACCGUGUAAUAAUAGAAGCAAGACAUGCCAAUGACAAUAUUUUUUUUUUUACCAUCACAGAUGCAAGUAUGGCGCUUUUUUUGUUCCUCAUAAGAAAGUAAAACCUGUGUUGAUUUCAAUAAAAUGCUGUUUGUAAAUCCGUUCAUCCAUAAA